CUGUAGUUAUAAGGCUGGAUCUGUGAGUAAAGAUUAGUCGAUGUAAGUUUCCCAGCCGGACAGAAAGCUCAUGGCUGUGCAUUCAUUCCGCUAUGGAUUGAGCACUACGAGCUGUCAUUACAGCUGAUGCGCUGAAACCCAGCAGGUUCUUUUCCCUGGUCCUGGUCCUGAUCCUGACCCGGUUUACUGACUCAGUCCAGGAGAAAGCAUCAGUGACAGCACUCGGUGUGCGUGUUAGAAGUGCUAAGGAGUGUAAAGAAGUGUGUGGACUGUAUAGGAGAAAGAUGGGGAGGAUGAGGAUGAUGAACUCGGGCUUCUUUACGCUCGUCUGGAUCUUCAGAAUCAGCACCAGCGCGCACGCGGCUACUUCAUCUGCGCACAAGUGUGAUGAAGCCCUGGCCACACCUCUUUCUCACAGUGUCUUCAGUGGUUCAUCUGUGUUUACCACUGGAUAUGCUCCCGGAUAUGCCAAACUGAACAGAAGAGGAGGUGCUGGAGGCUGGUCACCGCUCGACACUGAUCAUUAUCCGUGGCUGCAGGUGGACCUGGGUAGCAGGAAGCAGGUGACGGCCAUCGCCACGCAAGGCCGAUACAGCAGCUCAGACUGGACAACACACUACCGGUUACUUUACAGUGACAUGGGCAGGAACUGGAAACCCUACCAUCAGGAUGGAAACAUCUGGGUGUUUACAGGAAACUCCAAUACAGAGAGUGUAGUGCGUCAUGAUCUUCAGCACAGCAUCGUUGCCCGAUAUCUACGCUUCGUCCCUCUUGGCUGGAGUGAAGAGGGUCAGAUAGGUCUGCGGAUAGAAAUUUAUGGCUGUUCAUACUGGGCUGAUGUGAUUCACUUUGAUGGUGAAGGUGUAAUCUCCUACCGAUUCAAGAUGAAGAAGAUGAAGAUCCUGAAGGAUGUGAUAGCACUGAAAUUUAAGACGGGUGAAAGUGAUGGGGUGAUCUUGCAUGGCGAGGGUCAACAGGGUGAUUACAUCACAUUAGAGCUAAGGAAAGGAAAACUGUUGCUUCAGAUUAACCUUGGCAGCAACCAGUAUGGUUCCAUCCUGGGCCACACGUCAGUGAGUAGCGGCAGCUUGCUGGAUGAUCAUCACUGGCACUCGGUUGUGAUCGAGCGCUACCGGAGAAAUGUCAACUUUACCCUGGAUCAGCACACUCAGCACUUUCGUACCAAUGGCGAGUUCGACCAUCUCGACCUUGACUAUGAGCUGAAUUUUGGAGGAAUGCCCUACUCAGGCAAGCCUAACUCAGGAAGUAAGAGAAAUUUCAUCGGCUGCAUGGAGAGCAUCAUCUACAACGGAGAAAAUAUCACUGACCUGGCCAGAAGAAAGAAACUGGAUACCUCUAGCUUUCGCAACCUGACAUUUUUCUGCGUGGACUCUCACACCUUCCCAGUUUUCUUCAAUGCCACAAGUUUCCUGCAGUUACCGGGCAGAAGGGAACACAACAUGGUGUCCGUAAGCUUCCAGUUUCGCACUUGGAAUGCUAACGGCCUGCUCCUGUUCAGCACACUGGCUGAUGGCAAGUUGGAGCUUGUGUUGAAAGAUGGCAAAGUCAUGGUGCACAUCAGUGUCCUCCAGCUAAAAAGCUCACAGGUUGACCUGGCAUCAGGUUCAGGGCUGAACGAUGGAGAAUGGCAUGAUGUCCGCUUUCUGGCCAAAGAGAACUUUGCCAUGCUGACCAUAGAUGGAGAGGAAUCAUCAGCUGUGAAGUCCAACACGCUCAUUCACAUUACCACUGGAGGACUGUAUCAUUUCGGAGGUUAUUUCUUACAGACCCGGGUAUCCCCCUCACAGCGCUCGUUUCAAGGCUGCAUGCAGCUCAUCCAGGUGGACGAUCAGUUGGCCGACAUAUCAGCAGUGGAGCAGGGUGUGAUAGGAGCUUUUCAGAAUGUCAGUCUGGAUAUGUGUGCCAUUGUAGACAGAUGUUUGCCCAAUCAUUGUGAGCAUGGAGGACGGUGCACUCAGACCUGGGACACCUUCAGCUGCUCCUGUGAUGGCAUCGGGUACGCCGGAGCUACCUGUCACUCCUCCAUCUAUGAGCAGUCAUGCGAGGCUUAUAAGCACCUGGGGAAAACUUCAGACGUCUACUGGAUCGAUCCUGAUGGCAGUGGACCUCUAGGGCCAUUCAGAGUUAUCUGCAACAUGACAGAGGAUAAGGUGUGGACGAUGGUGAUAAACAACCUGCCAGCUCAAACAGUUGUCUCAGGUUCAAGCAGGGAGAGACGCACAGUGCUGCAUGUAAACUACAGUGCUACCAUUGAGCAGAUCAGUGCCAUUACAGACGCUGCAGAACACUGUGAGCAGCACAUUGCCUACACCUGCCGCUCGUCACGUCUACUCAACACACCCGAGGGCAGUGCGUAUACAUGGUGGGUUGGCAAAGGUAACGAAAAGCACUUCUACUGGGGUGGAUCUGCACCAGGAAUCAAGAAAUGUGCCUGUGGAAUUGAACGUAAUUGCACAGACCCAAAAUACCACUGCAACUGUGAUGCUGAUCGGAAACAGUGGCGUGAAGACUCUGGGCUUCUGGUCUAUAAGGACCACUUACCUGUGAGUCAGGUGGCUGUAGGGGACACAAAUCGAGCUGGAUCGGAGGCCAAGCUCACUGUGGGAGCUCUACAGUGUCAUGGAGACCGUAGUUACUGGAAUGCAGCGUCCUUCACCACACCAUUCUCCUACCUGCAUUUUUCUACUUUCCAAGGAGAAAUAAGUGCUGAUAUUUCAUUCUACUUUAAGACCUCUGCACCUCAUGGAGUUUUCUUGGAGAAUUUGGGCAACACAGAUUUUAUCUGCCUGGAGCUAAAAUCACCAACUGUGGUUUCCUUCUCGUUCGAUGUGGGGAAUGGGCCAGUGCAUCUGAAGGUCCACUCACCAAUGCCACUAAAUGAUGACCAGUGGCAUCACAUUAGCGCAGAGAGGAAUGUUAAAGAGGCUGUGCUGCAACUGGAUCUGCAGUACAGGGAGGUUCGAGAUGCACCUGCACAAGGACAUACACGCCUAGAGCUCUACAGUCAGCUGUAUGUGGGUGCAGCAGGAGGGCAGAGAGGCUUCCUCGGAUGUAUCCGCUCCUUAAAGAUGAACGGCGUCACCCUUGACUUGGAGGACAGAGCGAAAGUGACUCCUGGAGUCGAACCUGGAUGUUCAGGUCACUGCACCAGUUUCGGGAUGUACUGUCGCAAUGGAGGAAAGUGUGUGGAGAAAUACAAUGGCUACUCAUGUGACUGCAGCGGAACAGCUUACGAAGGACCUUUCUGUACCAAAGAUGUGGGUGCUUUCUUUGAGGCAGGAACUCUCGUCCGCUAUAACCUGAUGCCUGAGCUGACAGCUGCUCCAUCCAGCAUAGACGGGAAAGACCUGAGCCGUUCACAGCUGAUGGACAAGAACCUGAACCAAGAAGUUGUGACCUUCAGUUUCAGCACAUCCAACACUCCCAGCAUCCUCCUGUAUAUCAGCUCAUGGAGCCGUGAUUACAUGGCACUGGUGUUGAGGCACAACGGUACCCUGCAGCUGCGUUAUAACCUCGGAGGUCUGCAUGAACCUUUUACCAUUGAUCUUGACCAACGCAAUUUAGCCAAUGGACAGCCACAUUAUGUCAACCUGACUCGGAAAGAGCGAGAAAUCAAAGUGCAGCUGGAUCACUAUCCUUCAGUCAGCUACACCUUGCCUGAAGCAUCUGACACUCAGUUCACUCUGGUCAAAACCCUCUUCCUAGGAAAGGUCUACGAAACUGGUCUCAUUGACCCAGUGCUGAUAGAGAAGUACAACACUCCUGGCUUUAUAGGCUGCUUAUCCCGAGUGCAGUUUAACAGCAUCGCUCCUCUGAAAGCAGCUCUUCGCUCACAGCACUCUCUGCCAGUGUCGCACCAAGGAAAACUGGUUGAGUCCAAUUGUGGCUCGUCGCCUCUCACCAUCUCACCGAUGUCAGCUGCCACCGACCCCUGGCACCUGGAUGGAGGUGCUAACUUCCCAUUCAACGAAGAGAUAGUCAUACCAGACGGCGUGAACAGGAAUUCAGCAGUAAUUGGAGGUAUCAUUGCUGUGGUCAUCUUCACUAUCCUGUGCAUUCUGGUGUUCCUGAUACGUUACGUGUUCCGGCACAAGGGAACGUACCGCACCAACGAGUCCAAAGAGGCCAAACGCUCCGAAUCAGCUGACACGGCCAUCAUCGCCUCCGAGCUCAAUUUCACAGAGACCAUUGAUGAAAACAAGAAGGAGUGGUUUAUCUAAGAUGUAUUUCCUGUGGAUCAUACACACACUCUCACUGGGCGUCCAGAAUGUGGGAGCGGUCAUCGAUGUGAGCUGAAAAGCUGAACUGGACACACAGGAUGGCUGGUCUCUGUUGUGAUUGGACAAUUGAAGAGUCUUUCACAUAUUCAUUGUAAAUUGAGUGG
This is a messenger RNA of Tachysurus fulvidraco (yellow catfish), 4405 nucleotides long. RefSeq names its product contactin-associated protein-like 2. The transcript has 24 exons. Bases 285 to 4241 code for a protein of 1318 amino acids. The record is from RefSeq and is a predicted model, not a curated record. NCBI's taxonomy places the organism in Eukaryota, Metazoa, Chordata, Actinopteri, Siluriformes, Bagridae.